Salvia splendens (bonfire salvia) is the source of this 787-nucleotide messenger RNA. Its product is annotated as ubiquitin-related modifier 1 homolog 1-like. The transcript is spliced from 4 exons. Gene Ontology annotation, biological process: tRNA thio-modification. NCBI's taxonomy places the organism in Eukaryota, Viridiplantae, Streptophyta, Magnoliopsida, Lamiales, Lamiaceae. The record is from RefSeq and is a predicted model, not a curated record. Gene Ontology annotation, cellular component: cytoplasm. The coding region runs from base 141 to 440 and encodes 99 amino acids.
AAUGUUCGUGCAAUAAUCGAAAAUCCCAAUCAAAACCCUAAUCUACUAAUUGUCGUCCUUCGAUGCUAACUCGACAAUUUUCUAUUCAAACGAAUUUGAAGCGCCUACUAGUGAAAUCCAUUUGAAUCGGAUCUUGAGCCAUGCAGCUCACUCUCGAAUUCGGUGGUGGACUUGAACUUCUAUGUGAUUCGGUCAAGAUCCAUAACGUGAAUGUUGAGCCACAAGGUGAAGAAAAGAAGAUAACCGUAAAGCACUUGCUCUCGUGGGUCCGUACGAAUUUGAUUAAGGAAAGACCGGAAAUGUUUAUGAAAGGAGAUACAGUGAGACCUGGAGUUCUAGUCCUCAUAAAUGACUGCGAUUGGGAACUAAGCGGGCAGCUUGAGACGGUACUGGAAGAGAAGGAUGUUGUAGUUUUCAUCUCAACAUUACAUGGCGGCUAGGAUCUAUAAAAGCAAUUCGGUAUUACAUGGUGUAAAACAUCUAAACGCUAAGCUCAAUCCUUUGCAUGUGAUGAAUGCUAAUCUGAUAUAUAUUUAAACCCAGAAUAAGUUCUCCUUGCAUUUUGUGCGUGCUAAGGGGUAAUCCGACUGGCAGUUCAUCUAUGCUUCUUUUGCUUUCUUUGGAACGAUCAUCUAUGCUUUUGAUUGUUGGCAGACGCUGAAAAUCACUUGUGGGCUGAAUUGCCACAAAAUCGAUUUCUCAGGCUCGCAGAUUGUAUUAUUGACAUAGGAAGUGUUUGUUUUGAGAUAUGAGGAUGUAGAUAAAUAAAAAUAUUACUACAAGCUAA